This is a messenger RNA of Acanthochromis polyacanthus (spiny chromis), 5157 nucleotides long. RefSeq lists its product as uncharacterized. Bases 496 to 5157 code for a protein of 1553 amino acids. Lineage: Eukaryota; Metazoa; Chordata; Actinopteri; Pomacentridae. The transcript is spliced from 3 exons. The record is from RefSeq and is a predicted model, not a curated record. Gene Ontology annotation, molecular function: nucleic acid binding. Gene Ontology annotation, biological process: DNA integration.
CGUUAGCUAGCUGAACGCGUUCUCAAGGCUUACAUUCGAUUGUUACUUGAAUGUGAAGCGUUUGGUGACAUGACUUCUAAAGCUGAGUUCCAUUUAAAGUCAGAAACCAAAAUGUCCAUCUGUCUGUGAAAGUGUCAGAAGUGAAUUCCUACAAAUUUGAUGCAAACAAUUACACCCCGUCAAAAGUUUUGAGACGGGUUCUAAUUUAUUUGAAUGAGAAAGUGUCUUAAAACGUUUGACGGGGGUAUACUUUGACUUGAUUAAAUUUUGGUGGUCAGUGCAGAGAUCACCACCGGCCGUUAGGGGCCUCUGGUUAUGCCAGGUCAGGUGGUAUUGAGAGAAUAAGAACCCGCUGUUGGCGGGAUUAUCGCUCAUUCAUUGUUGUUCAUGCUGGAGUGGAUGUACUGAGCUGUUCUGCCCGUUACAUGGUUUCUUCAUCGUUGUCAUUAAAACAUCUGUCUGACAUCGAGAAGCGUGUUUCUUCAUGAAGAAACCAUGGUGGUGGUACAGUGCUCCGUCCCCGGCUGCGCGUUUGUCUCCGCCGAUGUGUCCGAAGCUCUCGCCAUCGCCCUGCUGUCGAACCACGGGCUGGCUCAUCAGCCUCUGCCCGUCCCGGCCACGCCACCCCAGGCAUCGUCUCCCGCGGGUCCGAAGCUAGAGCGCCCCACGGUUGAUGUCGGCGUGUCCAUCGAGGAGUGGAACCUGUUCACGCGCCGCUGGGAAGUGUUCCGCGCGGGAUCGGGCAUCACGGACGCCCAGGCCCCUUUCCAGCUGUUCCAAUGCGCCGGGCCGGACCUUGGUGACAGCCUUCUUCAGACCAACCCGGAUGCUGCGACCGGACCUGCGGUGGCCCUCCUCUCCGCCAUGCGCUCGCUGGCGGUCAUCCCCGUGGCUGCGUGCGUUCUGCGCACCGAGCUGCUCCAGCUGCACCAGGAACGGGAGGAGACGUUUCGCGCCUUUGCAGCCAGGGUGCGCGGCAAAGCGGAGACGUGCGCCUUCCACACUGCGUGUGUGUGCGGUAGAGACGUGGAUUACAGUGACCACAUUGUUCGUGACGUUCUUAUUAAUGGCAUUUAUGACACUGAUAUCCGCCGAGAGACUCUUGGUUUUCCUGAUGUGCUGAAUAAGACGGUGAAUGAGGUGAUUGCCCUGGUAGAAAACAGAGAAAUUGCCCGGAACGCUGUACCGCCCUCCUCUCUGUCAGCAGUAUCAUCUUUCCGGCGCCAGACCGGCGCACAGGCGAGCACCGCCCCUCCCUCUGCUGACGUCAAUAGGUCUCAGCGGGCGGCUUGCCGUGACUGCAAGGGGAUUUUUAAUGUGUUUACUGAGGGGCCCCGUGGGUGGAAUUCGAAGCCCCACCAGGUGUGUUUGGACUGUUUCAGGGCGCACAGGAGGGGGAGACGGCAGCAGCCGGCUCCGGAUGGUCAACAGGCCGCUGUGAGUGCUGGGCCGAUCGCCCAGAUAUCCCUGGUCGACUCUGGCUCCGGUCGCCGUAGACGUAGGGGUCGUCACGGGGGCCAACACCAGCAUAGCACCCUGACACCCUCAGGUGCCAUGACUGGGCCCGCUAGGCUCCCACACCAUAUCUUUACUAAGGGGGAGUGGCGACGCGCUCGGAUGAAGGAGCACCCCCGGGUUUCGAUUCAGAUUUCUGUUGAUGGUUCGGUGAGACCUGGAGGUGGUGCUGGCGCCCCACGCCCCCCAGCGGUGACGACUGUGUCUGCCAUUGCAGAUACUGGUGCUCAGUCGGACAUUUGGUCUUUGGAGGAGUUCCACAGGUGUGGCUUUUCACAGGAUGACCUGCACCCAGUCGCCCUCAGCCUGUCAGCAGCUAACCGCUCUCCAAUAGCUGUCGAGGGAGCAUUCUUCGCCAGGCUCUCCACAGUGCCUGAUACUGGGGUGGCGACUUCCUGCCGCUCCAUGGUUUAUGUGAGCAGCUCGGUGAACGCCAUGUACCUCUCUUAUGAGACUUUGCUUUCCCUCGGCCUCUUACCAGCUGGUUUCCCCUCGGCAAUUGUUGGGGGGGGGCUCGUGAGUGGAAGCACGUCAGGCGCCCAGCGCACUCCUGCUGUGUCCCCUUCUCUUGGCUCAUUGGGAACCGCUGAUGGUUGCAGGGGCUCACCUAAUACCUUUGUGGCCAGGUGCCCGUGCCCCCUGCGCACGACCCCCCCGGCCCACCCUGCUGAGCUGCCUUUCCCUUGCGUGCCAGACAACAAUCAUCGGAUGAAGGCUUGGCUGCUUGACAGGUAUGCCUCAUCCACGUUUAACACCUGCCCCCACCGGGCGUUACCAUGCAUGGACGGGCCUCCUAUAGAGAUCCAUGUGGACCCUGCUGCAGUGCCACGGACCUGCCAUACAGCGGCCACCUUGCCCCUGCACUGGCAGCAGAGGGUCUAUGAUGACCUAAUUAGAGACGAGGCCCUUGGUGUGAUAGAGCGUGUUCCUUACGGUGAACCUGUGACGUGGUGUCACCGUAUGGUGGUCACUCGUAAACAUGACGGUUCACCCCGGAGGACUGUGGAUCUCUCCCCCCUCAACAAAUUCUGCCAGCGUGAGACGUUCGCCUCUGAAUCGCCAUUCCACCUGGCACGCCGUGUUCCGAAGGGGACCUGGAAGACCGUUACUGAUGCUUGGAAUGGGUACCAUAGUGUGCCCUUGCGUGAGGCAGAUAGACACCUCACCACGUUUAUUACACCUUUUGGCCGUUGGCGUUACACCCGGGCGCCACAGGGUUUUCUGUCCUCCGGGGACGGCUACAACCGCCGCUUUGACGCUAUCAUCUCAGAUUUUGAGCGUAAGGAGCGAUGCGUUGAUGACACUGUCCACUAUGACACUGACCUAGAGCAGCACUGGUGGAGGACUAUUGACUUCCUCACCCGGGUCGGCCGAGCUGGUAUUGUGCUGAACCCGGACAAAUUUCAGUUUGCGGAAAGGGCGGUUGACUUUGCAGGCUUUAGGGUCUCGGACACCACCAUUGAACCUCUGCCUAAGUACCUGGAUGCAAUUCGGGAUUUCCCCUCCCCUGUGUCCACGACAGACAUCAGAAGCUGGUUCGGCCUUGUCAACCAGGUCGUCAACUACGCGCAGCUGCGGGACAUAAUGGCGCCAUUUAAGCCCUUUCUUAGCCCGCGCUGCCAGUUCUCCUGGUCCCCUGAUCUGGAGUCUGCGUUUCAGGCGUCCAAGCGUGCCAUAGUCGAAGCCAUCCAUGAGGGCGUGGAGAUAUUUGACAUGCAGCGGCGAACCUGCCUCCGUCCGGAUUGGUCCAGGCGUGGGAUUGGGCAUUUUUUGCUCCAGCAGCACUGUAACUGCGGCACUGGGCUCCCAGAUUGCUGCCCGGGUGGAUGGAAGAUCACUCUCGCUGGCUCCCGCUUCCUGUCCCCGGCUGAGCAGCGCUACGCUGCUAUUGAGGGGGAGGCCCUGGCUGUGGCCUGGGGUCUGGAGCAGACUAAAAACUUCACGCAGGGAUGCGAUGACCUUGUCGUUGUUACCGACCACAGGCCCCUGGUGAAGAUAUUUGGCGACCGCACGCUGGACGAGAUCUCCAACUCUCGUCUCUUUAGACUCAAACAGCGCACCCUCCCAUGGCGGUUUGACAUCGCGCACCUUCCUGGCAAGAGCAAUUGUGCUGCUGACGCUGCCUCGAGAUACCCCUCCCCCUCUGGCUCGGCUGAUGGGCCUUCUGUGGGCUCACCGAGCGAAUCUGACGUUGAGGAGUCUGCGCUGAUGGCCUCCAUACGUGAGGAUGCGCGAGAAAUGGCUUCUAUACCUUGGUCCCUCCUUGCGGUGGAGACUGCUGCAGAUCCGUGUCUCUCCUACCUGUUGCACCUCCUUGAACACGGAGGUGUCAUGGAUGACCGUGACCCGGCCCUUGGGGAUCUCUCCCCUGUGUGCAGGUCUGUCUACACGCAUGACGGUGUCCUGCUGUACCAUGACCGCGUUGUGGUUCCAGCCUCCCUCCGCCCUCGGGUUCUUCAGCAUCUUCAUGCUGCCCACCAGGGUGCCUCAGCCAUGGGCCGGCGCGCCCGUGCAAUUGUCUACUGGCCCGGGCUGUCGAAGGACAUUCUGUCUACGAGGGAGAGGUGCACGGACUGUAACCGUCGCGCCCCCUCGCAGGCAGCCACACCCCCCCUCCCGUCCUCCCCACCGUCCACCCCUUUUGAGGCAGUGUUUGCGGACUUUUUUGACUAUGGGGGCCGCCGCUACCUGGUUGUGGGUGACCGCUUAUCGGGCUGGGUGGAGGUGCUGAGCUCUGCCACAGGCACCGACCCUGGGGGCUCGGCUGGCCUGGUCCGUCACCUUCGCACUUUCUUUGCCACCUUUGGCGUUCCUGAAGAACUCUCGAGCGAUGGGGGCCCGGAGUUCACUUCCGGUCUCACGGAGCGCUUCUUCCACUUGUGGCACGUCCAACACCGCGUGUCGUCUGCCUACUUUCCCCAAUCGAAUGGGAGGGCUGAGGUUGCGGUGAAGGCAGCUAAGCGUCUCCUUAUGUCCAGCACUGGCCCCACUGGCAACCUUGACCACGAUCGCUUUCUGCGCGCUAUGUUGCAGCUGCGUAACACGCCGGACCCUGACUGUGACCUCUCUCCUGCGCAGAUCAUUUUUGGCCGCCCGCUCCGGGAUUCAAUGCCUUUUGUGAACCGACUGGAGAAGUUCACCAACCCGCACGUGCGGCCUCUCUGGCGUGAAGCUUGGGCAGCUAAGGAAGAGGCCCUCCGGACUCGUAUCUCUCGCACCAUGGAGGCUCUGGGGGCGCACUCCAGGCCGCUCCGGCCCCUGGCACUGGGGAGUCUGUGUUCCUUCAGAACCAGCACGGCCCAGACCCCCUUCGGUGGGAUAGCCACCACCUGCCCCCGCCGGCUGCUCCCUGCUCCUUCGUCGUGGCCGUCGGCACCGGUCCGGGAGUCUCGCCCUGACCCCCCGGAGGUGGUUCCCCCACCUGCAGUGUCCCACCCCCCUGGUCACGACUCGGAGGCCCCCCUGUCGGCCCCUGAUGUUGUGGCCCUCCCGAUGGACGGUCCUCAUGGCGACCCUGCCUCUCUGGUUGUGGCCCCUGCCGCGUCUCCCCGGCCGUCGCCGUUGCCUGUGUUGCCCUGUGCUCGUACGAAGAGGCCCCCCAAGCGUUAUGAACCUGAGACGGGCCGUUGGGUGUUGAGCUAA